Trypanosoma brucei brucei TREU927 is the source of this 2034-nucleotide messenger RNA. RefSeq names its product metalloprotease, putative. Gene Ontology annotation, biological process: mitochondrial protein processing; protein-containing complex assembly. The transcript has a single exon. Gene Ontology annotation, cellular component: m-AAA complex. Lineage: Eukaryota; Euglenozoa; Kinetoplastea; Trypanosomatida; Trypanosomatidae. The record is from RefSeq and is a predicted model, not a curated record. Bases 1 to 2034 code for a protein of 677 amino acids. Gene Ontology annotation, molecular function: metalloendopeptidase activity; ATP hydrolysis activity; ATP-dependent peptidase activity.
AUGCAGGGAGAACCGCGUGGUGCGCCCAGUGGGCAGUCGCUGUUUGAACAAAUGCAUCAGCAGCAUUUCGCGCAGCCGCAGGGGUUUUCGCCCCAACAGCAUCAAAUUCCUCAACCAGCACAUUAUGUACCACCUCAAACCUCAUUUACCCAACCGCAUGGUGGCCAAACGUACAACCAACCAAAUAAUUCGUAUUAUCCACCAGGGGCUCCGCUCCAGCCACCACCUUUUAUUUCUCCCCAGCAGGACAGUGAUUACUACAAGGGAUUUUACGACGGCGUAGUGAAACCAUCGGGACCUGUCGUCGGUAAUAUAGUCAGUUGGGUGGCACCGCUGAUUGUUAAUAUUGCCAUAUUCGUUGGUCCAUUGUGGUAUGUGCGACGGAAAUACACGCAGGCUAUGGCCCAAGGCGCAGCUGGUGGGGCAGGGAAGAAACCUGGAAUGGGGAAUUUGAUGGAAAUGAUGAACCCCAUGAAACCAAAGAAUUUUCGUGUUGAUGUGAAGGGUACCACCUUCGCAGAUAUUAUCGGCAUUCCUGAGGCGAAAGAGGAUUUGAAGCAAUAUGUUGACUUCAUCAAGGACCCAAAAAAAUUUACAAGGCUUGGCGCUCGGCUUCCAAAGGGGUGCCUGCUAACGGGAAGCCCCGGUACGGGAAAAACAUUACUCGCCCGAGCCGUUGCUGGUGAGGCGAAUGCGCCCUUUCUCAGUUGCUCAGGGGCUGACUUUAUCGAAAUUUUUGGUGGAAGCGGACCAAAGCGCGUUCGUGAACUUUUUGCACAAGCACGAGAGGCUGCACCCUGCAUUGUUUUCAUUGACGAAAUUGACGCCAUUGGCUCUCGUAACCAAAGUGGUCGGAGUAUGGGAGGUGGAGGUAGUGAAGAAAACCGUACUAUUAACCAACUUCUUGCAGAGUUGGACGGUUUGACGAGUAAGGAGGCAAUUGUAGUUAUUGCGGCGACAAACUACCCCGAAGUCAUUGACAAGGCUCUUCUACGCGAGGGUCGCUUUGAUCGCAAGGUGAAUGUCCCAAUGCCUGACAGAUCGGCGCGAGUUGAGUUAUUUGAAUACUACUUGAAGCGCAUCAUAACUGGUGACGCGGAGUGUAAACCAAAGAUACAGCGCUUCCGAACUCGUAAGGAAAGCGAAGACGGGGACAACAUUAAAACAGAAUCCGCAGCUUCCCCAAAGGCAAACGAUGGAAAAGAGAAAGUAGCUUCGCUUACCGCGGAGGAGGAGGCACCCGAAGUCAAAGUGAUUCCCGGGGUGAGCAAUAAAGAAUACGCCAUAGCUCUUGCGGAUCGCACUCCCGGUGUAUCGCCAGCUCAAAUCGCUACAAUUGUUAACGAGGCUGCACUCACCUCUGCAGUUGCGGAAUGUGAGGUGGUCCCGUUGAAAACCCUUCAGGAAAGCAUCGACGAUGUCCUCAUCGGAAAAAAACACCGGCAGCGUAUGAGUGACAGCUCAUUGGAACGGACCGCCUACCACGAAGUUGGCCAUGCGAUUAUGGCGUGGACAUCACCACUACAGAAGGAUGUUUUAAAGAUAUCAAUCAUUCCUCGAGGUAGAGCUGGUGGAUACACGCAACAAAUGCAGGACGAAGCGAUGGAGCCUCGCACAGAUGCCUUUUUGUUUUCUCAACUUUGUGUGCUGAUGGGCGGUCGUGUGGCCGAGCGUAUUUUCAUGAAGGACAUAUCAACAGGUGCUAUGGAUGAUCUCCAACGUGCGACGCGUAUUGCCAUGGAGAAGCUUCUUCUUUAUGGAAUGUCUAAGUCCAUUGGUCAGCUUGCCUUCAAAGCGAACGAAAGAAAUGAGGGCCGCGGUUGGAUGAACUUUUCAGAAGAACUACAUGCGAAAGUGGAAGAGGAAGCGCGGCAUCUCGUCGCUUCGGCUUAUAAACAUACAGAGAAGGUUCUCUUGGAGAAACGUGAGCUUCAUGAAAAGCUUACGAAACUUUUACUGGAAAAGAAGGAGCUAACGAAAGCCGACAUUGAGCAGAUCCUCGGUCCUCGUCCAAUAGUCACUGAUACCAGCUAG